Messenger RNA from Phyllopteryx taeniolatus (common seadragon), 3533 nucleotides. RefSeq names its product NUAK family SNF1-like kinase 1. The transcript has 7 exons. Bases 90 to 1994 code for a protein of 634 amino acids. The record is from RefSeq and is a predicted model, not a curated record. Gene Ontology annotation, biological process: protein phosphorylation; intracellular signal transduction; microtubule cytoskeleton organization. Lineage: Eukaryota; Metazoa; Chordata; Actinopteri; Syngnathiformes; Syngnathidae. Gene Ontology annotation, cellular component: cytoplasm. Gene Ontology annotation, molecular function: ATP binding; tau-protein kinase activity; protein serine/threonine kinase activity.
UGCUUGGACUUCAUUGGUGCGGCGGUGUUGCACAGUGCUGCGUGCGCACCGGCUCGAAUCAAGAAGCGCCUCUGCUCGUGUCCGGCGCGAUGGGCAGACGUGACGGGGACAGCAGAGGCGCCAUGAACACCGGCGACCGCUCGGAGCUCGCAGACGUGGACGCGCCGGAGGUGAAGAAGCACCAGCACAAACACAACUUGAAGCACCGCUAUGAGCUGCUGCAGACGCUGGGGAAGGGCACCUACGGCAAAGUGAAGAAGGCGGUGGACAGAGCAAGCCUGGGCACGGUGGCCAUCAAGACAAUCCGUAAAGAGCACAUCACAGACAACCUCGACAAAAUUCACAUCCAGAGGGAGAUCGAGAUUACCUCCUCACUUAGGCACUCCCACAUCAUACGCUUCCUCGAAGUAUUUGAGAGUCGCGAUAAGAUUGUGAUCGUGAUGGAGUACGCCAGCAAAGGAGAGCUAUACGAUUACAUCCUGGAGAAGAGGAAACUUGCGGAAACAGAAGCCCGAAGCAUCUUCAGACAAAUCACAUCGGCUGUCCACUACUGCCACAAGAAUGGUGUAGUGCAUCGAGACCUCAAGCUGGAGAACAUCCUUCUGGAUCAACAUCUGAACGUCAAGCUGGCUGACUUUGGCCUUUCCAGUCAGUACCAGAGAGGCACUCUGCUGCAGACCUUCUGUGGAAGUCCGCUCUAUGCUGCUCCAGAAAUAGUGACUGGGCUGCCCUACCAGGGACCAGAGGUGGACUGCUGGGCGCUGGGUGUGUUGCUGUACGCGCUGGUGUACAGCAGUAUGCCAUUUGAUGGAGCCAGUCACUCCAUGCUUAAAGAGCAGAUAUGCCGAGGUCGCUAUCGAAGACCCAACCCCCCCUCAGACGCCUGCGCUCUUAUCGACUGGUUGUUGACGGUGCGUGUGGAUGAGAGGGCCACGAUCGAGGAUGUAGCCAAUCACUGGUGGGUGAACUGGGGAUACGACGAGAGCGUGUGUGACUGCCCUUCGUCGGCACACCCGGACUGUCCCUCCCCGCUGCUGGCUCGCUACAUCGACUGGCAGAAUCGGGUUGUCAAGAGUUUGGCUGCUGAAGCGGGGAGCCCGCCUCCAGAAUCCAACCGUCACCCCCCUCAUCCUUGUUAUUUCAGCUUGCCUCUUCGGGCCGAGCGAGGAGGAAGAGCGCGAGGAGGAACGUCCUGCGUCAGAAAAUCCCGCAAGGAGAACGCCAUUCCCCAGACGACAGAAGGAACGUGUGGUGGGGCAGCAGCUUCUGCGCUGUCCUCCACCUCCACUGCUGAAAGAAAGAAACCCAAAAGUAUUCUUAAACAUCAGAGGAGUUUUGACUCAGUUUUGCUUAGCCCUCCCAAAGAAAGCCCCCACCAGGGUACCGCCGAUCCCCAGCUUUAUCAAACACAUGCGCUUGGCCACACACAUGCUGAGGUCCUGUCCACCACUCUUCCAUCUCCCUGUACAUUCAGACAGCCCUCCUCUAAAAUGCCCAAGAAGGGGAUACUUAAGAACCCAUAUGAAGGGGAGUCAAGUUGUGUCUCUUACUCACAACGCAGGGAGUCCAGAGCAGACGUCAAGGAGAGUGAUGCGAACAAACAGCAGACCUUUGUCCCAGCAGCAGAGGGCAGUCCAACCAUGCGCACGGAGGCAGUGAGAAGACGAAAGGGUAUUCUUAAACGGAACGGCAAGUUCUCACGCAGCCUGGACCUUCCAGAGGAACGGCGCUCACCGCCGCCUUCUGAUCGGCCGUCAUUCCCGGAGACUCUGCGGCACUUCCUCCAGGCCAAAACGGGCGCCGACGGCCACCGAAGCCGCCCGUCCAGCGUGGUGAGCGAGGAUAGCCUUUUCUCCAGCGACUCCUUCGACCUGCUGGACCUCAGCACUCAAUCACGCCGCAGGGUUUUUUCUCAGGGGACGCGGCGCAGCGCAUGUAGCUCAGAGGAGGAUCUGAGAGGUGGAGCAGGGGAAGGACGAGAGUCCAAGUGGUGAUGUCUGACAUCGGAGUGGUGGCUAAUUUAAAAACCCUGCAAAGUCAAAUCCUAGAUUUGUUUCUAAAUACAUUAUACAGUAAUUUAUCCAGGGAGUUUAAGUUCCAGACAGCAAAUUUUGAUUUAGUUUUAGUCGGUCUUUUCACAAAAAUUUAAUUCAGGCUAUUAUUUAGGUAUUGUUUAUUGGUGAUGAAGAGUAUUCAUGAAACUUACUAAUAUAUGUAAAUAAUAGCCAAAAUACUUGGUUUCUACUUCGCAGAUUUCAUGUAUUGCGGGGAGCAAUGGAAGUAUGGAAGCAGUUUUAAUUUUGAGAGCAACUGUUGACUAAAAUGUCAUUUUGUUUGAGUCAUAAUUUCGGCAUUUAAAUUGUUUGAGUCUAGUUUUAGUUGACGAAAACGCCAAUAAAUUUAGUGGACUAAAAUAAAAAAGUGUAUUCAAGGGUCGUGAAAAAAAAAAAAAAAACUUGCUUUUUUAUGGCAUUUAGCAAAAAGAAAUAACUUUAAUUAUCCUAAAUGACCUAAAACAGUCAAGUAAAUUUACUGGAGUCUUCGUCAACCAAAACGAGACGAAAGCUAAAACAAUUGAGAUGACAAAAUUAGGACCAAAGCAAAAUGACAUUUUAGUCAAAAGACUUUGACUAAAACUAUAUCAAAAUUUGUUUUGAUAUAGUUUCAUGAAUACUCUUCAUCACCAAUAGAUGAAAUCUGCGAAGUAGCAGGCAAGUAUUUAGGCUAUUUUAUAUAUAUUUGUUAGUUUCAUACAUACUCUUCAUCAACAAUAAACAUGCAUGUGAUGUGCAGGUAUUAUUAUUUUCCACUUGAGGUCACAGUCUACACAUUCUGAUUUUUCACCUUUUGAAGCCUCAUUUUUUAUACUUGGCAAUUUUCUUCAAUCGUUCAAUUUUGGCAGGGUUGUUAACACCACUCUUCUCUGUGGUUUGUCAAUAUUAGAAGGCGUAUUUGUUUUCACUUUACAGGGGACUUUAAAGCCUCAAUUUUCAGUUUUAAAAUAGUACUUUCAUCUUUACAAGACUCGAGAACUGCAUUUUGAGUGCUGCUUAUGUAAAAGCGCUUUUUUUUCUGGACAUAUUUGGAUGAUUACACUCAAAUCAAUAGAAUGGAGUUUUCCAAACCGUCAUACAGCUGCUCCUUCUGUUUAGACAUUGCUAUGUAAUUCAUUUCCAAAUGAACUUUGCACUGUGGCUUUUGAGUGCCACCCCUGCCUAUGUCACACACAUUGACAUGUCAAUAGGGAUGAAACAAUAUCAUAUAAACAAUUUUUGAUCCACUAACCAUGACCACGCAUCACAAGGCCCUUGCUGGUUUGCACGGACAUCAUAUGAAUGACAUUCGUCUCGCCCAUCAGACCAUGCACAUUUGGGCAAUUGUAGUGUACAAGUUUGUUUCAUUUUAUUACUACUUAAUAAGAAAAAUUGCAUUGCGUAUUUUUCACCAUGAGAGAAUAUUUAUGAGCACAGACAGCAGGUUGCUUAAAAGUCAAAACAUGCUGUAUUGUGUAAUAAAUCCAUAUUUUAAUUGUU